Molecule: messenger RNA, 2750 nt
Organism: Mustela erminea (ermine)
Lineage: Eukaryota; Metazoa; Chordata; Mammalia; Carnivora; Mustelidae
Gene: GTPBP8
Product: GTP binding protein 8 (putative)
Exons: 6
Coding region: 77-964 (295 amino acids)
Cellular component (GO): mitochondrion
Molecular function (GO): GTP binding
Source: RefSeq, a predicted model, not a curated record
AUAGCGGAAGAGGUGUCGCCCGGGCGCAGGCCAGAGUUUGGCGCGAAGCCCUGCGCGGGACUUCUGGGAGAGGAAAAUGACAGCCCCAGGCUUGCGGCCGAUCACCCGCAAGCUACUGGAGCUUAUCGGGGCGUUGCGGCGCGUGAACCGAGCUUGCAGCACGUUCCAGACCUUCGCGGAAGUUCUCAGGCUGCCCAAGACACAAAUGACGAAGCUCGCGUUCCCACUACAGGAACUCCAGCGGCACCUCACUCCAGACGCGAGGUUGGACCUUCACGUGAAGAUCUUCGACCCGAGCUUGGAGGACAUCUCCAAGGCGGAGAGCGUCUUCACGGCCACCGGCCGCAACCGCAUCGAGUACCUCAGCUCCGCGGUGCGUCUCGACCACGCCCCAGACCUCGCCCACCCCGAGGUGUGUUUUAUAGGCAGAAGCAAUGUUGGAAAAUCCUCUCUAAUAAAAGCCUUAUUUGCCCUGGCUCCAGAGGUUGAAGUCAGAGUCUCCAAGAAACCGGGGCACACAAAGAAAAUGAAUUUUUUCAAAGUUGGAAAAUAUUUUACAUUGGUGGACAUGCCAGGUUAUGGUUAUAGAGCUCCCGAAGAUUUUGUUGACAUGGUAGAGACCUAUCUAAAAGAACGAAGGAAUUUGAUGAGAACAUUUCUGUUAGUGGAUAGUGUUGUCGGAAUUCAAAAAACCGACAGUAUUGCCAUAGGAAUGUGUGAAGAAUUUUCAUUACCUUAUGUGAUGGUAUUAACAAAAAUUGACAAAUCUUCCAAGGGACAUCUUUUAAAACAAGUACUUCAGAUCCAGAAAUUUGUUGACAGUGAAACACAAGGAUGUUUUCCUCAGUUGUUUCCUGUAAGUUCCGUGACCUAUUCUGGAAUCCAUCUGUUGAGAUGCUUUAUAGCAGAUAUAACAGGGAAUCUUAAGACUGAUGGCUUUGGCCAACUGCAGUUGAAUACCUAGAAUUUCAACAUUGUUUUAAAUGUUGUGUAUCUGUAAUUUGCAGAAGGAACAUUUCAACUUUAAAACCUGCAUCUUUCCAAAGCACAAAUGAAUUUGUGCUGGGGAAAAAGAUCUUGUAAAUAAUUAAAUUGUGCAGUUCAUUAGAACAGAUACCCUUCUUAUUUUAACAGCGUUUCUGUUUUAACAAACUGACAAACAAGAGCAUAUAGAAGUCCAUAAUAUGAAAACCUAUUUACUACUAUGUAGAGAAUGGUUUUUAUUGGGCUUUUGUCUUUUAAAGAAAAUGUCUGUUAUGUAUAUUUAAGUAUUAAAAUGGACUAGGUAAAAAGGGGCUACUUUUCUGUUGAGCACUUUCAGGUAGAUGGAAGAUAAAUGCUUCUCUCUAUGCCUAUAAUUAGUCUUUUUUCCGAGUCCUUAUUUGAAUAUAAAAUAUUCUUGAUAAAAUUUCAGUCAGUCCAUGCUGAAAACAUCAGUCUUUUCAGACUGGGAUCAUUCACCUUCAAGUGAACAGAGGAUUCAGAAACAGAAGAUCAGAAUUUAAGUACCAGUUCUAGUAUUUAUUAGUUUGGGCUUUGGGCAAAUUACUUGAUUUCUCUUCCCUUAAUUUAUAACUCACAAAGCUACAGAGAUUAAAAUGGUAUUGUACGUGUAAAGAAUAUCUGUAUACUCUAUAUAUCUGUAAAGUGAAACCAAUGAAGAAUACAGCAAAAUUCAGAUUUAUCACAGAAAGCCUCUUGUCAUAGAGGAGGUAACAUUUUCUCUACUGAAAGACAAAAACCAAGAACUAGUUUUAAGUGAGAACACUGAUAUUUGCAAAAGGGAGAAGAAAAAAGUUGAUGGACCAGUGUAGAAUUGGUACAGUAAGGUUCAGAAUGGAAAGAUAAAGCCUUACUUUGAGCUAAAGUUAACAGAAAAAUUUUUUAUGAAGAUGCUACUGACCUGCUCGUGUAAGUGGCAUAGCUUUUCAAUGUGAGGCUGAAUAUUAAGAUUAUAGCAGUAGCCCUGGUUAAAAACUAAGUCUGUAAACAAGUUUGUGGCUUUUUUAGGGAAUUCAAUUAUGAAUAUAUUUUCAGUUUUAUAAUUGAUAAUCCUGGUCUAUUCUAACCACCAGUGUUUUAAGCUGAAAGAAACAAAAAACUUUAUGUAGGCAUUCACAAAGUGAAAUAUAUGGUGACAGUAGAACAAUCUUAGAAGUCAUCAUUUUGCCUGCCAGUAUUACUUUACUCCUUAUCUUAGCCUUGGUUCUCCUAAAAGCAGAGCCCAAGACAAGUUUGCAUACAGUCGUUUAUUUGGCAAGUGACCCCAGGGAAUAGGAGUGAUGGAAAAAGGAAAGAGAAGAAAGGAAAGUCAACCAAUGAUGCAAGAGUUGGACAUCACAUAGGUACUAGUCUUGAUCUUGAGGCACCUUUUGGGGAGACUUAGGAAACGUGCCUCUGUGUUGCCUUUGAAGUGGGGAGAAGGUGGCUCCACACUUCUUCCAACUUGUGCAUGCCUAAGUGCCAAGCAGUUCCUGCAACUUGUCAGGAGCAUGACAGAGGUCUCUGGAACAUCAUGCAAAGUGCAGUUGUCCACUCCUACUGGAAACUGGUGGCCACAGGAGGAUUUGGUAAGGCCAAGAGGAUUUGGGCAUGGGAGGUCUCACCACAGUGCUCUUAUGAAUGAUCUAAGUGUUUUAAUGCUACCAGAGGGGUAAAACCGGUAUUCACGAUGACACUAACAGUAUUUUUUUUUUCUUUUUUCGUUGGGGUAUGGAGACCAGAGGGAGAGGGAAAAUACAGAACUUUAA